CCCGCCCACAAAACGCACGGCUGGGAUGGCCAAGGCAACGCAGCAGCCGAGUCCGGCCACGACUCCGUCCCCGCCGGCACGACGGACCCGCGGACGAAGCAGCACGUCGGACGCUGCGGAAGGUGACAGCAACAACGGCGAUGACAGUGACGGCAACUCGACGGGCCGCCGACGCCGCGGAAAGAAACCGACCAAGAAACGCAAGUUGGACAAGCAAACCAAGCCAAAACGAAAGCCACGCACGGACGAAGACGACGGUGGCAACGACGACGACGACGACGAUGGAUCGGUCGUCGCGGAUCUCUGCGAAGUGUGCAACAUCAACGAGAACGACGAACUGUCGCUGAUAUGCGACGCUUGCGACAAAGUCUUUCACACGUACUGCUUGAAUCCACCGUUGGAGCAUAUCCCGCCAGGCGAUUGGGUCUGUCCCCAAUGCCUCCAUACCAAGACCCCAGAUAAUCCGCAAAAACCAGCCGACGAACCGGUACACGCGCGUGCCACCGCGACAUCGCCAUCCUGUUCGUCGAAUCGAACGUCUCCUGCCAAGACUCCAACGUUUCCUUCGUCGUCGAGUGGUACACUCGUGCAUCGGUCGCCACGGCGCUUGACAGCUUUGGCUCCGUCACCGGCACCGAGACCGUUGGCCCCUGCUCCGGCGGCGCCCCUCCGCUCGAUUCUACCUCAGCAGCAACUGCAGCCGUCGUCUACGCCGCAACACCCGUCUAUGACACCUGCAUCGUCGACCAGUGUGCCACCGCCAGCGUUCCACCACCACCACGACGACAUGAAUCCGCAUCCGUCCCGCCAAUCUCCUCGACGUUCGUCGUACGAUGCCAUGAAGGACCUUCAAGAACAGAACCAAGUCCUUCAGCGAGAAAACCAAAAGCUCAUGGAGUACAUCGAUCGGCAGAAUCGUCGGAUGGACGAGCUCUUGCCACUGGAAGAGGCACUACGCUCCAUGCAGUACAAGUACCGAAAACUGGAGGGCCAGCUCGUGGAAGCGCAAGCACAAUUGAGCUCGACCGCCGCCUCCCACGCAAGCGCGGGGUCUUUCUCGUCGCACAGUGUGUUGCCCAAGUACACUCCUCAGCCGAGUCCUUACCUCCCACGACCGGAUGAAGGGCCGCCUGACUACCGCCCGACCUCGUCAUCGAGUGGUCACUAUGACAUGCGUGGCAGUAGCCACCACCAUCCUCUCCGCCGAAGUACCGAUUUUCCGCAUCAACCGUUCCGGCACACCGAAUCUGACUACGCUGCGCGCGCGCACCACGCCGAUGAACCUCCUGCUGUUCGAGGCCACCAUCUCCAGCCACAGCAUCUCCAUCACCACAGUCGCUACGUCAAGGGCAGUAGACAAAACGAUGUGUCAUACUACCGUGACGCCAAGCCCCCGGCGUCCAGAGACUUUUCAACGCCUCAGUAUCAUCACCCGUCAUCGUUGCCGUACUCCCAACCCCCUAUAUACCAAAAGAGCAACCUUGGCUCAACAUCCAAGCACGCCCAGUCAUCGUAUGCUUCAUCGUCCCAUCAUGCGCAGUACCCACCCCCGUCUACGGCGCACCUCCGAGGCUCCGAUAUGGACAAUUACAGCUCGCACUCGCAGCUGCCUCCCCCAUCUUCCUACUACCGCCCCCACAGUCACCAUCCCCCCUCGGCGGCUCCAAGCAACCAAGCCGACUCGUUCUUGCCCCGUCCACCUCUCCCGGAUCGGUCGUCGGCACCGACGUCGUCCCAUGCCGCCGCCGACUUGCCGAAAGUUGCGAUUCCUGUCUAUAGCUCGGACGAAGACGACCGUCCCCACCAUCAGCACCACGACCACGACGACGAUGCUGCCAACGUCCUCAACUCGAUGAAACGAACGGAAGCCUCUUCGGAACGGUUAAACUUGUUGACCCCUACAGCCAACGAUGCAGCGAAUGCUGCGGCAUCGACGCUCGCGAUCCUGAAGCCGACCAACACGACCGAGGAAGCGCCGUCGGCCCAUCGAAUUGGACUGUACACGCCGCGAAGUCGGCGGCUCAUGCUCGAUCGAUACCUGCUCAAGCGAUCCAAGCGCUUGUCACGGCACAAAUGGUUCAAGUACCCCGUGCGAAAAACGCUGGCCGACACAAGGCCGCGGGUCAAAGGCCGCUUCGUCAAGCACGAUCUCGUUGAGGACGAAGAAGGCGACUUGUCGUCGUCGCCGAAAAAGACACCGUCCGAAUCUCCCCACAGGACCAAGAGCGAAGACUUUGAGACCAACAAGUCCGACUUUGACUACAUACAAGCGUUUGCUCUGUGUGUGAAGGAGACCAAGGACGCUGUCGACAAGGUCGUACUCGACAUUUUGCGCAACAAGCAGCGCAAGGGCGAGCUCGUGUCGUGGGACUCGUAAGCUGUGCGACUGCCGCGACCCGUCCUCAUGGUUGUUUGGUCUGUUUUUAGAUGGACAAUGAGUUUGGAAGGGUCGUUGACGUCGCUGCUGCCGAAAGAGUACGUGGCGUCUCCGUUCCCCGCCAUUUUUGGCGAGCUCGUGUACAUUUUGGGCGAUGCCGAAGAAGAUUGCAACCAGGAAAAUUUUUGCCGAGCCCUCCAAGCGGGCGCGAUUUACGUCGCAGUCUGUUUGAGUUUUUUCACCGCGACCCACUCGCCCAAAUCGUACGAGAGCCGUAUCUCGCCCAUCUUGAGCCACUACAGCCAGACAACCAAGAAACUCUGGCAAGAAGAGCCGCAUGUUCAGAAGAAGCACACGUUUGCCAUGAUGAAGUCGAUCGUAGACGGCAUCGCUGGCGUCAUCGCCGUCGGGUAUCACGACGGCAAACAGUACCUGAAGCCCGUGUCCGUGGCCGAACUGCUCGUGGAUGAGACGGCGUCGGAAGGCAGCGCAAGUUCGCAUUAACGUCGGACGGACGAGUGAAUCCUAUGGUAAUAUUAUUCAUGCCGAAUUGGUGUGUGCACA
Aphanomyces invadans is the source of this 2941-nucleotide messenger RNA. RefSeq lists its product as hypothetical. The record is from RefSeq and is a predicted model, not a curated record. Gene Ontology annotation, molecular function: protein binding. The coding region runs from base 26 to 2377 and encodes 783 amino acids. Lineage: Eukaryota; Oomycota; Saprolegniomycetes; Saprolegniales; Verrucalvaceae. The transcript has 4 exons.